AACAGAACAAAAACAAAGCAACCUCGGAAAACAAAGAAAAAAUCACAACAUACUAAUAUUGGUUUCAUUUCACGCCUUCAUAACUCGUAUUUAUUAUCAAAUAUUCUUUAUUUCUGGUCGGUUUUGAUUCCUCAAAUCUUCACCAGCUUUGAACCUAACACACUUAUCCUAUACUACUUGAUGUUUAUCUGAAAAACAAUACUGACGAUUUUUUCCCUGAAAUCUGUUGAUAGUUCAUCGUACCCACAUUUUUAUACCAUCAAACAUUAAUUAUACUUCCAUUUUUAUUUUCAUUAUUUCUGUAUAUAUACAUAUAUAUAUUCGUUGACAAAAGGGUCUUGUUGGUUGUUGAGGCAGCGAAAUGCAAGGGUGAAGUUUUUUGUGCAGUGAUCGGGUGUUAAUCUUCUAAAGGUUCUUGCUUUUCUUUAGGUUAUUUAUUCAACAUUGUUUGAGCUGUGGAUACUAAUUCUUGAAGAUCACUUCACUUCUGAGAAUCUUUGAAAAUCGGGGAUUCAAAGAAAAAUGGUGGCAAGAUCAUGCGUGAAUUUGGUGGACUUGGUCACAGGGGAUUUUUUAAAUUUCCCUCAAACUGCCAGAGCUCUUCCGCGAGUUAUGACUGUUCCUGGAAUCAUGUCUGAUGUAGAUGGUAAACAGAGUAACGAUGAUGAUUUAAAUUCCUUCGCAUCAGAACAACGUCACAGGAUGAUUAUUGUAUCAAAUUUUCUUCCUCUCAAUGCUGAAAAGGAUGAGACCUCUGGCAGAUGGUGCUUUACUUAUGAUGAAGAUUCAAUUUUUUGGCAGCUAAAGGAUGGCCUCUGUGCUGAUACAGAUGUUGUUUAUGUGGGAUCUUUGAAAGUUAAUGUUCAUGAGAGUGAGCAAGAGGAAGUUUCUCUUCAGUUGCUUAAGGAAUUCAGUUGUGUGCCUACUUUUAUUCCUUCUGACAUCCAGAAACAGUUUUAUGAUGGAUUCUGCAAGCAAUACUUGUGGCCUCUACUUCAUAGCAUGUUGCCCAUGUAUCCAGGUUCUUGCGAACUCUUUGAUAGGUCACUGUGGCAGGCUUAUGUUUCUGCUAAUAGGAUAUUUGCUGAUAAAGUCAUGGAGGUCAUUAAUCCCGAAGUUGAUUAUGUUUGGAUACAUGAUUAUCAUCUCAUGGUUCUUCCGACAAUUCUCCGGAGGCGGCACAGUCGUGUCAAGCUAGGCUUUUUCCUCCAUAGUCCAUUUCCUUCAUCUGAGAUUUAUCGAUCCCUGCCUGUGAGAAGUGAAAUUCUGAAAGCACUGCUCAAUACAGAUUUAAUUGGUUUUCACACAUUCGAUUAUGCUCGCCACUUUCUGUCCUGCUGCAGACGAAUCCUUGACUUGGAAUAUGAAAACAAAAAGGGUUACCUUGGAAUUGAAUACUUCGGCCGUACAGUAUUCAUUAAAAUAUUGCCUGCUGGGAUUCAUAUGGGUCGCAUUGAAUCGGCCCUAAGUCACCCUUCCUGUUCUAUGAAAGUUUUAGAAAUCUGCAGAGAAUUGGAGGGGAGAAAACUUAUUAUCGGUGUUGAUGAUAUGGAUGUAUUUAAAGGUGUAAGUUUAAAGUUCUUGGCCAUAGAAAAACUUCUGAAGGAAUAUCCAGAACUGCGGGGUGAAAUAGUACUAGUCCAAAUUCUAAAUCCCCCAAAUAGUGCCAGUAAAGAUGCUGAGGAAGUAAUGGAGGAGGCCAACAUUACUGCGGAAAUGAUAAAUGAGAAGUAUGGUUUUCCAGGUUACGCUCCUAUCGUUAUCAUUGAUCAUCAUGUUCCUUUUUAUGAGAAGGCAGCCUAUUAUACUUUGGCAGAAUGUUGCAUUGUGAACGCUGUACGGGAUGGUAUGAAUUUGAUUCCAUACCAAUACAUUGUCUGCAGGCAGGGGAGUGCGAAAACGGAUGAAGCCUUGGAAAUAUCUUAUGACUCCCCUCGAAGAAGCGCGCUUGUUGUUUCUGAGUUCAUAGGUUGCUCCCCAUCUCUUAGUGGAGCAAUCAGGGUAAAUCCGUGGGAUAUCAAUGAUGUAGCUGAAGCACUAAGAUCAGCUAUUAUGAUGUACGAUAAAGAGAAGAAAUUCCGGCAUGAGAAGCACUAUAAGUAUGUUAGUUCUCAUGAUGUGGCUUACUGGGCCCGGCAUUUCGAGCAAGAUCUAGUUUUCUCUUGCAAGGAUCACUACGCGAAAUGUUUCUGGGGCCUUGGCUUUGGCCUGAAUUUCAGAGUUUUGGCCCUCUCUCCGAGUUUUAGGAAGCUGUGCACACAUCAAAUUGGCUCUGCAUAUAAAAGGGCAGAUUGCAGGGCAAUCUUUUUGGAUUAUGAUGGUACUAUUGUACCUCAAGCUUCCAUUGUAAAAGCUCCAAGUCCUGAAGUUGUAUCUGUGCUAAAUAAUCUCUGCAGUGACCCUAACAAUACUGUGUUUAUUGUUAGCGGCCGGGGGAAAACAUCACUGGGUGAAUGGCUUGAUCAGUGUGAGAACCUUGGUAUAGCGGCUGAGCACGGUUAUUUUACAAGGUGGGGUAAAGAAUCAAGCUGGGAAAUGAGUCAUGCAGACACAGAUUUUACAUGGAAAAGGAUUGCUGAACCCGUUAUGAGAUCAUAUACUGAGGCGACAGACGGCUCCUACAUAGAGACCAAAGAGAGUGCAUUGGUAUGGCAUUACUAUGACGCUGCUCCUGAUUUCGGAUCAUGGCAAGCCAGGGAGCUCUUGGAUCACCUUGAAAAUGUGCUCGCAAAUGAACCUGUAGUAGUAAAAAAGGGUCAGCAUAUUGUUGAAGUCAAGCCUCAGGGGAUUACUAAAGGGUUAGUUGUACAGCAAGUUCUGUCUAGACUAACAACCAUGAAAGGAAAAUCGCCGGAUUUUAUACUUUGCAUCGGAGAUGAUAGAUCUGAUGAGGACAUGUUCGAGAGCAUAUUGACCAAAUCUGACAGUGCAACUUCAUCCUCAGCACCAGAAAUCUUUGCCUGCACUGUUGGCCAAAAACCAAGCAAAGCAAGAUACUACCUAGAUGAUACCAUGGACGUGAUGGCGCUACUUACCGCUUUGGGGUCUGAAUCAAGAUCUUCUACAGAAGCCCCUUCUGAAAAAGCAAACUUCUGCGUUGAGAGAACUGUUUAAAAUUUACAUCUUUUCUCUGUUUAGGUACCAGUUACAUAGGAUACAGACUCAGUGGUUUAUGGUUUUUAUAAGAUGUAGACAUGCAUGCAUGCUUUAAGGAUAGUUUUAAGUCUGAGUAGUUUCGGUUGUUUAGAAUGUUGCAGCUUUAGGUUUAGAAGCUAAGCAGCUGGUAAAAAUGAUUGGUUUUAUUGGUUGGCAGGGGUGUCAAGUGGAUGUUUCUCUUGGUUUCGAUUAAAGGAUGCUGGAUAUAUUCAUGGAUUACAGAGUAUAGGCACUCUAGCUGUAUGAAAAUCCGUUGUUUUAUCAUACUGAAGCUCAUUCGGCA
Messenger RNA from Lotus japonicus, 3439 nucleotides. RefSeq names its product probable alpha,alpha-trehalose-phosphate synthase [UDP-forming] 9. The transcript is spliced from 5 exons. The record is from RefSeq and is a predicted model, not a curated record. Gene Ontology annotation, biological process: trehalose biosynthetic process. Gene Ontology annotation, cellular component: cytosol. Bases 523 to 3114 code for a protein of 863 amino acids. NCBI's taxonomy places the organism in Eukaryota, Viridiplantae, Streptophyta, Magnoliopsida, Fabales, Fabaceae. Gene Ontology annotation, molecular function: catalytic activity.